AUUGCGAAUGUCACUGAUGAUUUGGCCCCUCCACUCGUCGUAACAAUUAACAAUAAAUAACUACACGUGUUUCAGUUCAACAAUUACAACCUCUAGUCCUCAAGGAGAUAAUCUAGUCGUUCAAUCCUGAUGUGUUGAGAUGUUGAAAUUUGGACUUUGAUAAUUGAGACUAUUUGAUGGUUGAAACACCGAGAGGUUCUACGAGGAUGGCGGUUGAACACCGUGGAAGGAGGAUUCGUAGAUUACAGGAACAAUCCGCAGGUCAUAACCAGAGUUACAGUAUGUCAAAUUUCCGGGAGCUACUCAGUGAGCCCCCGCUCCUCCAAGCGAUUUUCCUCGGCAAUGUCCAGGAGAUUUGCGCCCUGCUGGCUCAGGAGGAGGACAUUCAUUGGCGGGAUGACAAAGAACGGACAUUGUUACACGCAGCGGCCUUCAUUGGUGAUCCUGAAAUUGUAGAAACCCUGAUUUUGCAUGGCGCAAAAGUCAACAGGAGAGAUAAACAGUGGUUGACACCUCUGCACCGUGCUUGCUGCUCAGGGAACGACUCCAUCGUUGAAGUCCUCCUCAAGCACGAUGCUGCUGCCAACGUUAAAGACAGAAAAUGGCAGACACCCUUGCAUGUGGCAGCAGCCAAUAAUUCUGUUCCCUGUGCGAAGCUGAUCAUUCCUCGAUGUGUCAACAUAAACAUGACAGAUCGACGUGGCAGAACGUGUUGGCAUCACGCCGCCUCCAAUGGUCACGUCGAGAUGCUGGAGCUGUUUCUUUCUUUUGAAAAUUGCGCCGUGAAUGCAAGUGAUAAAAAAGACCGACGAGCCCUGCAUUACGCGAGCCACAUGGGCCAUGGAACAAUUGUGAAGAUGCUUCUGUACAGUGGAGCUGAGGUAGACGUACGAGAUCGGGAUCUUUAUACACCCCUUCACGCCGCCGUAGCAGCAGGACAUAUCGAGAGUAUAAAACUUUUGGUUGAAGCUGGUGCUGACAUAGAAGCGAAAAAUGUUUAUGGUAAUACACCGCUGCACUUGGCCUGUCUUAGCGGGCACGUUGAGGCCGUUGCCGAACUCAUCAGGUACGGUUCCAACAUUGAGGCUGCCAACUACAGGGGUCAGACACCCUUGCACGUCGCUGCAGCCAGCACACAAGGGGUGGACUGCUUGGAGAGCUUGGUGAAGGCUGGGGCGCAGAUCAAUGUACAGUCGCAGGAUGGCAGGACUCCCCUUCAUAUGACGGCACUGCACGGUCGUUUUACUCGCUCAAAAAGCCUUCUAGACACUGGAGCAUCGCCGGACACUCGUGACAAGAACGGUAACACUGCCCUGCACAUUGCAGCAUGGUUUGGUCACGAGUGUUUGACCACCACGUUGUUGGAAUGUGGAGCCUCGCCAGGGGCGAGAAAUGCCGAGCAGAGGACCCCACUGCAUCUCAGCUGUCUCGCUGGUCACAUUGAGGUCUGCCGAAAGCUCCUCCAGGUGGACAGUAGAAAGAUUGACUCUAGAGACAUUGGUGGAAGGACACCUCUGCAUUCCGCGGCCUUUAAGGACUCCGUAGACUGCCUAGAUCUUCUGUUAUCAAGUGGUGCUAACUUCAGGCUAUCCGACAAUGAUAACAGACUUGCUCUGCAUUAUGCAGCAAGUCAGGGGCAUUAUUUGUGUGUUUUUACUCUGGUGGGUUAUGGAAGUGAUCCCAACGCUCAGGAUGUCAACGGUGCCACUUGUCUUCAUCUUGCCGCAGCUGCUUCAAAUCCAGCUAAUAAUUCGGGUCAGUGUGUCAGAUAUCUCCUGGAUCAUCGAGCUGAUCCACAGCUCAAGGACAAAAGAGGAUUCAGUGCAAUACAUUAUGCUGUCGCUGGUGGCAAUCAAGCAGCACUGGAGGCACUUCUCCAUGACAUGAAUUUAGGUGGAACAGUGGGAAGCAACUCGUCAAACCCAUCCCCAGUGGUCCCCUCGACUUCCCUUUUGCAGCUAGCAAGCCUUCUCCCACCGCAAACAGCGGUGCCACCUCAAACCUCCCCAAUUCCUCCGACACCAGCGCUAACGCCCCUCCACCUUGCGGCAUACCACGGUCACGCAGAAAUUCUUCGUCAACUUCUUCCCCUCUUCCCUAACGCUAACAUCCGCGAGGACACCGGUAAAACUCCCCUCGACCUAGCCAGCUACUCCGGUCAUUAUGAAUGCGUCCAGCUUCUCCUUCGUUCCGCAGCCCUAGUGUCAGUUACGGAUAGCAUAACACGUCGCACGCCUGUCCACUGUGCGGCAGCAAUGGGACACACUGAAUGCCUGAAACUUCUUCUGGAGUCCACGGAAGACGCGUCAGUCGUGGACAAAUGUGAUGCAAAACAUCGAACUCCCCUGACUCUAGCGGUUGCUAAUCUUCAUCCUGAGUGCUCCUCUCUUCUCCUGAAAUACCAGGCUGACUGCAAUAUUCCGGACAAGAAUAAGCACACACCCCUCUUUCGCGCGGUCAUCCACACGAUAGGUCUUCCUAUUGCAGACAUGCUCCUUCGUCACAAUGCACGUGUCUCCCCACAAGACUCGAACGGCAAAACUCCCCUUCAUCUGGCGGCAGCUUGUGGUAAUGUAUCUGCUCUGGUGGCUCUCGUCAAAGCCGAACCAUCUGCUAUCGGCCUCAAGGACGAUCAGGGCUGUACGGUCCUGCAUUGGGCCUGCUACAAUGAGAACGCCAAUUGCGUUAAAUAUCUGCUUCAAUCGGGACUGAUAGACACACUUGAGAGGGCCCCCUUCUCACCGGUUCAUUGUGCUGUCCACCAGGGAUCCGCACAUUGUCUGGAGCUUCUGAUUAAUAAAUUCGGUGGACCUGCAGUCGCUGAACCUCGGGAUUCACCUGGCGGACGACUUCCGUUGCAUACUGCAGCGUCAUCAGGGUCGGUUGAAUGCGUCAGGAUGAUUCUGGUGUCGGUGGGGUCCGUGGCCGCUGGCCUAGAGGCCCAAGACUAUGCGGGACGGACGCCUUUGCUGAGCGCUGCUGUCACGGGACAGACUAGUACUAUUGAAAUGCUGCUGGAGUGGAAGGCGGAUGUCAGGGCGAUUGAUUCAGGAGGCAAUACUGCUCUUCAUCUGGCUUGCCAGAAAAGGCACUCCACUGCUGCUUGUGUGUUGCUGGAUAAAAUUGAGGCGAUGGUGAAGGAAGGUGAGGGCGGACAGAAGGGCCAGUCACAGAUGAAAGAGAUUAUUAAUAGGGUUAAUAAGCAACAGCGGACGCCGCUGCAUCUCGCUGCGAGAAACGGCCUCUUGGGGGUCACUCGGAGACUUCUUCAGCUCGGGGCGAGUGUCUACGCGGUGGACUGCGACGGAUUAACUCCAGCACUGGCGUGUGCACCUAAUCUAGGUGUUGCCAAGUGUUUAGCUACUAUUUUAGCUGCCCAUGGCCAAAGCUGGGAAUCAUGUCAAGAGUCUCCAUCCAUUCAACAAACGUCCGAAGUUUAUCUCAAUGGAAGAGUCGGUGAUUCACAGCACAGUUCAGAUUCUGAAUUCUACUGACGUCAACUGACGCGUUCACGCGCUGAUUUUUUAUGAAUGAUUGAGAUAAUCGAGAUAAUGGUGAUUGACUACAAGCUUUUUUAUCGGUUUAAAUGCUCCUGAUGCCAGCAUUUUGUGCAGAUGGAAUUGGUAUGUUUGGUAUCCUCAUAAUGUAAGGCAAUGGAGAAACAAUAUUUUCUAUAAGGUAACAA
Diachasmimorpha longicaudata is the source of this 3685-nucleotide messenger RNA. Its product is annotated as serine/threonine-protein phosphatase 6 regulatory ankyrin repeat subunit A-like. The coding region runs from base 177 to 3494 and encodes 1105 amino acids. Gene Ontology annotation, molecular function: protein binding. The transcript is spliced from 5 exons. Lineage: Eukaryota; Metazoa; Arthropoda; Insecta; Hymenoptera; Braconidae. The record is from RefSeq and is a predicted model, not a curated record.